AUUGUUGUGUUUAGUGGAACGUAACGCGGGCCGGGGCGGGGGCUCGCCGGGGCGGAGUCGCCCGGGGCAGGCCUCCGUGCGGACGGCAGUCGGUGCCGCGCCACGCGACCCUCCACACCUCUGACAUGUGACCGUACAGCAUGGAAGACUGUGAUCUCGCCCAGUACCGCGACAUGAUCAUCGAAGGGGAACUACCUCUGGACUUGAGGCCGCCGCCGCGCCUCUAUUUACCUCAUUACCUGCGCGACGAUGGAGAUUCAGAAUAUCCGCAAGACGACACCUACGUCUCCGUGGACGAAGACACGCCAGACUUGCCGCCGCCGUCCAGCGACUCCGAGAGAUACGACGCGCCCAGCCCGACCGACAAAAAGCCUGCCUCACCGAAGAAACCCAAACAGAAAUCGUCUUCUCAACUCAUCAAGCCACCUUAUUCGUACAUUGCUUUAAUAACAAUGGCGAUUCUUCAGUCGCCGCACAAGAAGCUGACUCUGAGUGGUAUUUGUGAGUUCAUUAUGACAAGAUUUCCGUAUUAUAGAGAAAAGUUUCCGGCGUGGCAGAAUUCGAUACGGCAUAACUUGAGUUUGAACGAUUGCUUUAUAAAGAUUCCACGAGAGCCCGGGAAUCCUGGGAAAGGAAACUAUUGGACGCUGGACCCGUUGGCCGAGGACAUGUUCGACAACGGGAGCUUCCUGAGGCGCCGGAAAAGGUACAAAAGACCGGCUCCUUCGUUACAACACGCUCACGCGGUUGUGGCCAUGUUAGCGAGGGAGGCUUACGCUCCGCUGCUGCCUCUACCGUGUUAUCUACCGCCCACGCCACUGCUGGCCCUACCUCGUCCGCCUCCAGCAACGCUGCGGCCUGUGCCGCUACCACCAAGGGUUUCCGAGACUACGGAACCUCGCAGUAAGAGAUCGCGCAACGGUUUUUCAAUAGAGUCCAUUAUUGGCUCACAAGAGUCAAUGUCAGAGCCGAGGAGAAGCGCGUUUUUGCCCCUGCACCCCGGGAACAGUCCGCCCGACGACUGGGCCAGGUGAAUGUUUCUGAACGGGUGCGUGUCAACUCCAUCCCCGUUCUAAAACCCGCCGUCGGUAAACGCCGGCUCUGUGUUCUAUUAGGCCAAAGAAAGUGUUCUUAGAUGCCGAGUGUAAAGACGGAUAAAUGAUAAACAUUUUGAAAAAUAAUUUGUAUGUACUAGGUAUAUCGAUGAAAAUUCCAAAUCCAGUAGUUACCGAGUCUUGUAAUAAUUCAACGUUUUCUUGUUUUGUAAGUACCUUCAAACAGUAAUAAUGUGUACGUGAAAUGUAAAUACAUCAAUUAACGCAUGUAAUCAUUUAGGGAAUUCCGUUUUAUUUGCCAAUUAAAAAGACAUUACUUUUAGAUAAUUUAUUCUUAUUUAAUAUCGCAAACAGACAGUUUGUUUAUGUGUAUAUUUAUUAUGCCCUCAAUCGAGAUGCAAAAAUAAUAUUAUUGUUAAGUAACAUUUAUCUAGUCAUUUUGUGUACAAAGUAGGUAUGAAUAAAUUAAGUCACAUUGUAAAUACUAUCUUAUUAUGAAGUUGUUGUGCGGAAUUAUCGAAAGUUUGUAUUUUUGAAUAAAAUCAUUCAGAAUUAAUUUUGAACGCCGGUCAAAUGUUGUACUUGUAGAAUAUUCUUUUAGUGUAAUAUAAUUUUUAAGAAUAAAAUAUUAUAAAAUAAUUUCGAGUAAUGA
This is a messenger RNA of Bombyx mori (domestic silkworm), 1707 nucleotides long. RefSeq names its product forkhead box protein D5. NCBI's taxonomy places the organism in Eukaryota, Metazoa, Arthropoda, Insecta, Lepidoptera, Bombycidae. Gene Ontology annotation, molecular function: RNA polymerase II cis-regulatory region sequence-specific DNA binding; DNA-binding transcription factor activity, RNA polymerase II-specific. The coding region runs from base 141 to 1034 and encodes 297 amino acids. The record is from RefSeq and is a predicted model, not a curated record. Gene Ontology annotation, biological process: cell differentiation; regulation of transcription by RNA polymerase II; anatomical structure morphogenesis. The transcript has a single exon.